CAGUGGUUUUUUCAGUAUAAAACUUUGCAUGUUUGAUUGUUUUCAAGAUCCAAGCAGAACCUUUUCUUUGCAUUGUUUGAAAACGUGUUUUUCAUGGAUCUUGUAAGUAAAAGCUACACGAACACGAUCCGACUCUCGCAAGCUCUUUCUCCAAUUACAAGUCCUGGAAACUCUAUCUUGGGGCCUCAUUUGCAUUCAUCAGAUACAAGUUUUCCCAUUAUAGCUAUUGCUGUUAUAGGAAUUUUAGCUACUGCUUUCUUGUUAGUCAGCUACUAUAUUUUUGUCAUCAAGUGCUGUCUCAAUUGGCACAGGAUUGAUCUUCUAAGGCGAUUUUCUUUAUCUAGAAGACGACCCGAAGACCCUUUAAUGGCAUACUCUACGGCAAUCGAACAUAGAGGACUUGAUGAAUGUGUGAUAAGGUCAAUCCCAAUAUUUCAGUUCAAGAAAGGUGGAAACAACAGGGAUUUUGGAGAAAGAAGCUUUUGUGAGUGUGCAGUUUGCUUGAAUGAGUUUCAGGAAGAUGAGAAGCUAAGAAUAAUACCAAACUGCAGCCAUGUUUUUCACAUUGAUUGCAUUGAUGUUUGGCUUCAGAAUAAUGCCAAUUGUCCACUUUGCAGAACAAGUAUUUCAACUACUACUCGGUUCCCAGUUGACCAAAUCAUUGCUCCAAGCUCUACCCCCCAAGAUCCAAAUCCAUAUACCGAAAAUAUCAUUAGUGGUGAUGAAGAUUUUGUGGUGAUUGAAUUAGGUAAUCAUAGUUCCUCUGGUCAAAUAUUGCUUGGCGCACAAGACAGAUUGAACUCAGGGGAGUUAUCGACGCGUUCAAUUAGUUCUUCACCGAGGAAGUUGGUGCAGAGAAUUGUGCAGAAAAAAGCAAGAAAGUUUCAUAAAGGCACUAGCAUGGGAGAUGAAUGCAUUGACAUUAGAGACAAAGAUGACCAGUUUGCCAUUCAGCCAAUAAGGAGGUCUAUCUCAAUGGACUCAUCAGUAGAUCGGCAUCUGUAUUUAGCAGUUCAAGAAGCCAUAAGACAGAACAGGCAAGUCAGUGAAGUUAGCCCCAUUGAAGGUUGCAGUAGUAGAGUGAGAAGAUCUUUCUUUUCUUUUGGUCAUGGCAGAGGGUCCAAAAGUGCAGUUUUACCUGUUUAUUUGGAGCCAUAAAACCAGAGUUUUAGGGCUCUCUCUCUCUUUCUCUUUGAUCAUAGAGAUUUUUGACGUGUUAAGAGACAAUUAAAUUUGUGACAUAGAAAUUUUCAGAUUAAAAUUGAAAAAAAAUAUAUUAUUUUAUAUGAAU
This is a messenger RNA of Durio zibethinus, 1291 nucleotides long. RefSeq names its product RING-H2 finger protein ATL16-like. NCBI's taxonomy places the organism in Eukaryota, Viridiplantae, Streptophyta, Magnoliopsida, Malvales, Malvaceae. Gene Ontology annotation, molecular function: transferase activity. The record is from RefSeq and is a predicted model, not a curated record. Gene Ontology annotation, biological process: protein ubiquitination.